AUGAAGAUUCUCAUCACCGGAGCUGGAGGUUUCGUCGGCCAGAUGCUCGCUGAGCAUCUCCUGAACGAAAACCACAAAGUCAUCCUCGCAGACAUUUUCGAGCCUCCAAUUCCCUCAGCCGCAAAGAACCAGCAGAAUGCCACGACAAUCAAAGCAGAUCUCUACGACUCCCCAGAAGCCGUACUUUCCAAAGACCUGGAUGCCAUCUACGUCUUCCACGGCAUCAUGUCAGCAGGCAGCGAGUCCGACUUCGAUCUAGGAUAUAGAGUGAACCUCCACAGCACCAUCAAUCUCCUAGAAGCCGUUCGAAAGAUUUGUCCCGGUGUGAGAUGGAUCUACAGUUCUUCCACCGCAAUCUUCGGACAACCGCUCCCUGAAGCUCCCAGUGAGGCGACCGUCCCAACUCCUCAAGGAUCCUAUGGAACUCAAAAAGCCAUGAUUGAGUAUCUCGUCAACGACUAUAAUCGUCGCGGAUACAUCAAUGGCUUCACGCUUCGCUUCCCUACCAUUUCCGUACGCCCCGGCAAACCCACGCAAGCUGCAAGUAGCUGGAUGAGCGGUAUUAUUCGAGAGCCUCUGCAAGGCAAGGAGAGUAUAUUGCCUUGCGAUGACGACUUCAAGGCAUGGUUAUGUUCGCCGAAGACUUUGGUUCGGAAUUUAUUGCAUGUGUUGACUAUCCCGAAUGAUGCAUUGCCGCCACACAUCAGGCAGGUUCUGCUACCGGGAAUCACUUCGACUGUGAGAGAAAUGUUGGAUGCACUGAAAGAAGUCGGAGGGGAAGAUGCUGUCAAGUUGGUGAAGCGAGAGAAGGCAUCUCCAGAUAUCAAAGCCAUGCUUGACAGCUGGCCCAUUACUUUUGAUGUCUCGAAAGCUUUGGGCUUGGGCUUCGUUGCGGAUGAUAGCUUCAAAUCGGCGGUUCAAGAUUUUGCAGAUAGCUUGAAGCAGUAG
Molecule: messenger RNA, 948 nt
Organism: Ramularia collo-cygni
Lineage: Eukaryota; Fungi; Ascomycota; Dothideomycetes; Mycosphaerellales; Mycosphaerellaceae
Product: probable nucleoside-diphosphate-sugar epimerases
Exons: 1
Coding region: 1-948 (315 amino acids)
Source: RefSeq, a predicted model, not a curated record